Olea europaea var. sylvestris is the source of this 946-nucleotide messenger RNA. Its product is annotated as pyruvate kinase 1, cytosolic-like. Gene Ontology annotation, cellular component: cytoplasm. Gene Ontology annotation, biological process: glycolytic process. The transcript is spliced from 7 exons. NCBI's taxonomy places the organism in Eukaryota, Viridiplantae, Streptophyta, Magnoliopsida, Lamiales, Oleaceae. The record is from RefSeq and is a predicted model, not a curated record. Gene Ontology annotation, molecular function: pyruvate kinase activity; potassium ion binding; magnesium ion binding. Bases 73 to 756 code for a protein of 227 amino acids.
CUUUUGCUAGCUAACUUUCUUCGGCAUUUGCAGGUGUUCUUUUUUCAGAAGUCUGCCAUUUACAAAUGUAAUAUGGCUGGAAAGCCAGCUGUCAUAACUCGUGUUGUUGAUACUAUGACCAACAAUUUGAGGCCUACCCGUGCUGAGGCAACUGAUGUUGCUAAUGCUGUUCUGGAUGGAUGUGAUGCUAUUCUUCUUGGGGCUGAGACUUUACGUGGAUUAUACCCUAUUGAAACUAUUUCUACAGUUGGCAAAAUCUGUGCUGAGGCUGAGAAGGUUUUCAAUCAAGACCAAUACUUCAAGGAGACUGUAAAGUAUGUUGGGGAACCUAUGGCACACUUGGAAUCCAUUGCUUCCUCUGCGGUUCGGGCAGCCAUUAAGGUGAAGGCAUCGAUUAUCAUUUGUUUUACUUCUUCUGGAAGGGCUGCAAGAUUGAUAGCUAAGUAUAGGCCGACGAUGCCUGUUCUAUCAGUUGUCAUCCCGCGCCUCAAAACAAAUUCUAGUAGUGCAUUUCAGGCCGAUGGAUCUUUUCUGCAUGUUCAGGCAACGCAAUCACUUAUAGUUCGAGGUCUUCUUCCCUUGAUUGCUGAUCCUCGCCAGCCGGCCGAGUCAAUAGAUGCCAUCGACGAGUCGGUUCUAAAAGUUGCAAUUGAUCAUGGGAAGACCUUGGGAAUUGUGAAGUCGCAUGAUCGAGUUGUUGUCUGCCAGAAAGUUGGAGAUGCAUCCGUAGUUAAGAUCAUUGAACUUGAAGAUUAAAAUGUUUAGGCCAAUCUGUGGGCUAUUCACCCUUCCACUUUUUGUUAAAUAAUAAAUUGACUCACAUGUCGAUUUUGAAAACUAUCUCAUGGUUUUUUCAAGAAGUCUGAAGGUAGAUUGAUUAUAAACCACAAUUUUAUGUGAGAACCUAUGAAUCUAAUAAAAUUUUUUGCAUGCACACUUUCCAUCA